UGAGUUGACACUGACAUUGAGACAAGAAAUUGAAAUUGUUAUCAAAGGUAGUUUUGUUUGGGAUUGGGUCAUCUCCAAUGCCGUGCCUUGCCCUGAAACUGAGCAUGGCGGUACCCAGUUAUGCCCACAAACGGGUAUGGGUCCGGACCAUCACUCCCACAACCACUAUCACCAACCCUUUAACAACGACAACUACUAUUGCUGCCUCGUCGUCUUCUUCUUCAUCUUCUCUCUUAAGAAGAGAAUCAGUUUUCAAGCUCUUUUCUUCUUCUUCUUCGUCUUCACUCUCCUUAUAUAGAGAUAGAGAUAAGCAUAGAGAUAGUGAGAGAGUAGUACUAACGGCUGCUAUUUAUAGGAACCAAUGGAGGAUAUCCCCUUCUUAUCCCUGCGCACCCUCAGCGCACGAUAGCAAAUCUUCGCCGCAAUCCUUAGGGUUCUCUUUUCACCACAAAUGCUUCUCCCUCUUUCCUUCUUCUUCUUCGUCUUCGAUUAGCUCUGGUUCUACUUCCGAGGACGAUAUUAAACAAGGGUUUUCUGGGUCAUCUUCUUUUGAGUCCGGGUCUGAGGUUCUUUAUUCCGAAAUGGGUUCGGAGGACAAGGACCACCACCGCCAAGAUUGGUCCGCCGGAGAAUCCAACGGGAAACAAUCGCAACAACAACAACAACGACUCUCGAAUAAAUUUCUCACCUUGCCCACUAUUCUAACCCUAGGUCGAGUCGCCGCAGUUCCACUUCUCAUUAGCACUUUCUACGUAGAUAGUUGGUGGGGAACAACUGCCACAACAAGUAUCUUCAUUGCUGCAGCAAUUACUGAUUGGCUUGAUGGUUAUAUUGCUCGGAAGAUGAGGUUAGGAUCAGCAUUUGGUGCUUUUCUAGAUCCAGUUGCUGAUAAGCUCAUGGUUGCUGCCACUCUGGUCUUAUUAUGCACGAGGCCCUUGGACAUUGGUAUAUUUGGGCAAGUUCCAUGGCUACUGACUGUUCCUGCAAUUGCUAUUAUUGGUAGAGAGAUAACCAUGUCUGCAGUUAGAGAAUGGGCAGCUUCUCAGAAUACCAAGCUUUUAGAGGCUGUUGCUGUAAAUAACUUGGGAAAGUGGAAAACAGCCACACAGAUGACUGCUCUAACUAUCCUCCUUGCCCUUCGAGACAGCAGCCUUGGAGGGCCAGGAAUUUUUGUAGCUACUGGUGUUGCUUUGCUUUAUAUCUCAGCAGGACUUGCUGUUUGGUCCUUGGUUGUGUAUAUGAGCAAGAUAUGGAGAGUGCUGCUGAAGUAGAACACCGAGCCGAAUGUUUUUGCAUUAUCUGAUAUACAUAUAUAUAUCUAAGUACCUUCUUCUCAUUGGGGCUUUACUUUUAACACUCCCUAGAUGACCCUUUGAUCCACUUUCACUCAUUUGAGCUGCUUCCUCAGGUAUGAUGGAAGGUUAAGCUGUUUUUGGCUAAAGUUAUACAUAUGGGAACAGUUUAGGUUCAAUCAUCAAUGGUUUGGGAGAAAAUGUUGGGAUGUAGAUGUUGAUAUAAGGUUUCCCAAUGACAAGUCACUACUCGGUAGAAUCGACUUUGGUUUUUCCAUUCUUUUGGAGGAUCAUGGAUCUUUGAAGACGAGGUUGGAUGAUGUAGCAUUAAUAUUUAUUGCUAUUGCAGUCUUGGUAUUGGAACUGCAACAUUUUAUUUAUUUAUUACUACUAUUCACACAGAAUCAAGAUUUGGGAUUAGAAAUUUUUCAGUGUAAAAUAAAUACUACAAACGGUUUAAAGAUGACAACAGCCUUUAGACCCUCUUGUCCUCGUGUCGUUGCUGGUAUAUUUAUUGUAUUGCAUAAGAUAAAAGUUCUUUAUGGUGUAGUUAUUUUUUCCUCUUUU
Molecule: messenger RNA, 1859 nt
Organism: Humulus lupulus (European hop)
Lineage: Eukaryota; Viridiplantae; Streptophyta; Magnoliopsida; Rosales; Cannabaceae
Product: CDP-diacylglycerol--glycerol-3-phosphate 3-phosphatidyltransferase 1, chloroplastic-like
Exons: 7
Coding region: 78-1271 (397 amino acids)
Biological process (GO): glycerophospholipid biosynthetic process
Cellular component (GO): chloroplast envelope; membrane
Molecular function (GO): CDP-diacylglycerol-glycerol-3-phosphate 3-phosphatidyltransferase activity
Source: RefSeq, a predicted model, not a curated record